AUGAGGACUCCGUCGGACCAGCGAGACAAAGCAAAAUGGUGUGAGUUCCACAAUGACCACGGUCACCGAACAUAUGAGUGCAUUGCCUUGAGACUCGAAGUAUCCAACCUAUUAAGACGUGGUCACCUGACUAACUUACUCACAGACAAAGGCAAAAGAACAUUCCAACAGGAGGUCGACAGGUCAGUCAUCCGAAGAGAAGUAACCCCGCCGAAGCCACCUACUCAUGAACGGACAGUUAACGUAAUAACUGGUGGCUCUGAGGUAAGCGGAGUCACUCAUUCAGCAGCCAAAAGACAUGCCAGGAAGACCAACUCGAUCAAAGGAGAGUCUAGCGAGACAGAGAAGAAUACCAUCAACCUACCAGCUCAAACCAUCAGUUUCUCAACAACAGAGUCAACCAGACUCCUCAACCCACAUCAUGAUGCUCUUGUCAUUGCACUUUAA
Messenger RNA from Humulus lupulus (European hop), 447 nucleotides. RefSeq lists its product as uncharacterized. NCBI's taxonomy places the organism in Eukaryota, Viridiplantae, Streptophyta, Magnoliopsida, Rosales, Cannabaceae. The coding region runs from base 1 to 447 and encodes 148 amino acids. The transcript has a single exon. The record is from RefSeq and is a predicted model, not a curated record.